AUGGCAACAGGUGGUGAAGAUGAAUACUUUGCUCAACGUGUUCUUCGUUUGACUGACAUUGCACAAGAACCUAUGGAUGUUCUUAUGCCCAUCAGCGGUUACGAGAAGAUGCCUAUUGUUUCACUUGAAGAAGCAGUUGAACCACUCGUAUCUAUACUACCAACAGUGAAAAGUUACGCACGUGCGGCCAAAAAGAAAUGUAAGAAGCCGGCUGACAAUUUAACGCAAGAUGAGUCAGCUUCGAUCAUGCUCUAUUCAAUGGGAUGGGAGCCAUUGAAUGAAUGCCUUUAUUGCGCUUUGAAUGCUACUCUACGGUCAAAAAAUCGAUCAAAUCUUAAAUCAUGGUUUCUUUUUCUUCGCCUUUUUCUUGGAGCAUUAUUUCGCCUUCCACCGAUUCCUCACCUAACUGUAUUUCGAGGCAUCAAAUUGGAUUUGAGCAAACAAUUUGAAGAAGACGAAACAUUCAUAUGGUGGGGCUUUUCUUCCUGUACAACUUCCAUCAAAGUUCUUCAAUCAGAACAAUUCUUAGGCAUGGAAGGUACAAGAACAAUGUUUACUAUUCAUUGCAAUUCAGCUAGAGAUAUUCGAAAACACUCGUAUUUCCCAUCUGAAGACGAAGUACUAUUGCUUGCUGCUACUGAGUUUCAAGUGAAAGGUAUUCUCAAUCAAGGUCACGGUCUUCGAAUUAUACAUCUGCAAGAAGUUCACUCCGAUGAACCAAUGCUCAUCCCAGUAGCAUGUACAAAUGACUCUGUUGAUUUAUCUGCUGGAAAACUGAAAGAUUUGAAAGUGAAAGAUGAUAUUACUGAAUCAAAGAUAAUACCAAAGCAAGCAGCCACAACAGCAUCAGCGUCGAGCCCAAACCCGAAAGUCGGUGCAUCUGGUAAGAUUGUUUCACAGCGUGAAGAUAUACCAAAUACUAAAUUAACAACGGAUAAUAUCGAGUUAACAAAAUCACGAGGUCCAAGUGUUUCAAAGAAGCAUCAAGAACAACAAUUUACGUCUGUUAAUCAGCAUACAAAUGAAACAAGAAUAAAAUCUCCAAAUAUUUCUUCUCAGGAUACAAAUCAACUUCAUAAUCAUAAACAAAUUAAUGAAGAACAACCAUCAUUUAAUGAUCAUUCACAUUCAUCUGUUCAUCUUAAUCAACCUAGUAAUGAUGGACCUACCACUGAGAAUUCACAUUUAUCAACAUUGCUAAAUAAUCAAAAUCAAUUGAAUUCAAAUGAUCCGGAUUCAGAUGAUGAAUUUUUAAGUAAUUCUCAACAACAAUUAACAGAUUCAACACAUGGUGGUCGAAAACGAAAGGAAAAAAAACCUAUCGUCGAUGAAUUACAUCCUGAUCAUAAAAUCCCUACAGCAUCUGAAACUGAUAAAUCUGAUACUGAUCAUCCAUCAUGUCAAUUUCGUGCAGAUAAGAAAUGGCUUGACCCACAAUUUCAUGAAAACGGAACAAUUAAAACACCUGAAGAACUCGAAAAAGAUAUGGAAGAUCCACCAGGAAAAAUCGAUGAAGAAAUAUUAAAUCGUAUUCAAGGUUCCAUAAUUGGUAUGGCAUUAGGUGAUGCACUUGGUGCACAUGUAGAAUUUCGACCACAUGAAUACAUGCUUAAGUAUCCAGUUACAGAUCUUGGCGAAGGAGGAACUUGGGGUCUUAAAAAAGGACAGUUCACUGAUGAUACUUCGAUGGCUCUAUGUUUAGCUAAUUCGUUACUAGCUCGUAAAGAUUUCGUUCCUUAUGAUCAAAUGGUUCGAUAUAAAUGGUGGCACCAAUUAGGAUAUAUGUCAUCGACUGGGAAAUGUUUUGACAUUGGCGCUGCUACCAGUCAAUCUAUAUACGAAUUUGAAGAGCGUCAAAAACGUUUUGGACAAGAUAAUAAACUUUCUGAUAAAUUAAUAGAUAAACUUUCAGAUAGUAAAUAUCUUGAUGAAUUUAAUGUAUAUUGUAGUGAAGAUGAAGUUGCUGGUAAUGGUGCUUUAAUGCGUCUCACACCUGUGCCUUUAUUCUUCUAUCGAAAUAAAUACGUUGCUAUCGAAUUCUCCGGUCGAAGUGGAGAAAUUACUCAUGGUGAUGCAAAAGCUAGAGAUGCAUGCAGAUACUAUGGUGCAUUAAUCGUUGCUGCUCUUCGUGGAUAUACAAAAAAACAAAUACUUGCUAGAAACUUUUAUUCAGCUCAUAGACAUUGGUUUGGUGAAGAACCAUUACAUGAAGAGAUUCAAAAAAUAGCUGAAGGAUCAUUUAAAAAAGCAGGUGGCUAUAACGAUGGUAUUCAAGGUAAAGGUUAUAUUGUUAAAGCACUUGAAGCUGCUUUAUGGGCUUUUUGGUCUGAUAAAGACUCGUUUGAAAAAGGUGCUCUUGCUGCCGUUAAUCUUGGUGAUGAUACUGAUACAACAGCUGCUAUUUAUGGUCAGUUAGCUGGUGCUUACUAUGGAUAUAAGAAAUUACCGGAACACUGGCUUCAACAUGUUUAUGCUCAUGAAUUUAUGAAAACAUUAAGUAAAUGGAUUGUAUACGAAGGAGAACAAUGGGAACGUAAAAAUCAUUAA
This is a messenger RNA of Adineta steineri, 2547 nucleotides long. The record is from the annotation of a GenBank genome assembly. NCBI's taxonomy places the organism in Eukaryota, Metazoa, Rotifera, Eurotatoria, Adinetida, Adinetidae.